CCGUCAGUCAGCUGUCGUUCUUUGCUAUGACUGAACUGUCAUUUUCAGUCAAGUGUCAUUUUCUGUCUAAUUUAGUUGUUGUGUACAAUUGUAAUGUGAAUGUGUAAUAGAGCUCUCAUUUCUUAGGACACUAAUCGAUGUUACGUAUCAGGUGGUGAAAUGGGAGGCCGGAAACGAAAAUGGGAACGAACCCAGAAAGAAUAUUCCAACAGUCUGUCACAAUGACAGCAAAAAUGUGGCCUCAGGGUAACAACAGUAUGCCCUCGGGCAGCUGGGAGACACAGUUGCGAGUGCCCUCACGCUAUUGGCCGGUGCUGAUACCCCUGUUCUUGGGUGGGGGACUGGUCCUGCUGCUGGUGCUCGCUAUUGUUAUGUGGCAUUGCUGUGGAGCUCGGAGUAAAGACUACAGUGUAAGGAUGGAUGGAGAAACUGUGCCUCCAAGAAGUGUAGUCCCAGUAUUGCCCAGUCACUCGGCAGUGUUUGUGGAGCCCAAAUAUCGCCAAUGGAGCUACAGCAGUCGACUGGUCACCUCCCAGCACUGGUUCUAUAACAGACAUCUGAUGGCUAUGGAUCACUGCAACGUGCCUCGGUCUCUCAGCGUCCCCACUCCAGGCCCUGUCACGAGCCGACGACAAUCCUCCCCUUCCCGGGUCGUCUUCCCUGACUCAGAGCCCUGCUCCCUCCCCGUCCCUCUCCCGCACAUAUCAGAGUUCAGCCCGGGAACUCAGUACGCCUCUAGUAGUAUUUUAGACGAAUAUGGAUCAAGAGACUUGUAUCCUAGUGUAGGAGGAGUGAUGUUAAAAACUCAAAGUCUUCCUGCAUGUGUUCGAACACGACCUCGGCCUAUCUCGACGGCUGAUGAUCUUUCCGAACUUUACGCUAAGGUUAACUUCAGUAAGAAGCGAAAAAACCGGAUGCGGAAUGACGAGGCGGCAAUCAUAGCUCUCAGCAAAUCUAGGAGCCAGUUUCUGCACAAAGACACAGACUCACUAGUGGACAAUGAAGCCGUGAUUGUGUACGAUGAGAGGACAGCUCUUUAGUACGGUGUGGUGCUACCAAACAAUAAUAUAUCAUCUUUAUAUUUAUAUUUAAACAUUUUUUGUAUCUUAUAAGAAGACUGCAAUGUACAGGAAAUUCAGCAAACAAUAAUUUUACUGUAGGUAAUAAAGGCAUAUCAAGUAUUAUUAA
This is a messenger RNA of Homalodisca vitripennis (glassy-winged sharpshooter), 1188 nucleotides long. RefSeq lists its product as uncharacterized. Bases 180 to 1040 code for a protein of 286 amino acids. The transcript is spliced from 7 exons. Lineage: Eukaryota; Metazoa; Arthropoda; Insecta; Hemiptera; Cicadellidae. The record is from RefSeq and is a predicted model, not a curated record.